GGUACGCGUGGCCGCCGCUCCUGUGACAGCUGAGCGAAACAAGCCAAGAUGAUCUCCCUCACCGACUCCCAGAAAAUUGGAAUGGGGCUAACAGGAUUUGGUGUAUUUUUCCUGUUUUUUGGGAUGAUCCUGUUUUUUGAUAAAGCUCUCCUUGCCAUAGGAAAUAUCCUUUUUGUUGUCGGGCUGGCAUUUGUAAUCGGGCUGGAGAGGACAUUCAGGUUCUUCUUUCAGAAGCACAAAAUGAAAGCCACCAGCUUCUUUCUAGGAGGCGUCUUCAUAGUGCUGAUUGGAUGGCCCAUCGUCGGAGUGAUUCUAGAGUUUUAUGGCUUCUUUCUGUUAUUCAGGGGAUUCUUUCCAGUGGUCGUAGGCUUCAUCAGGAGGAUUCCUGUGCUGGGAUACUUGCUGAAUCUUCCCUUCAUUAGUGGGUAUGUGGACAAAAUGAGUGAAAGCAACAACAUGGUUUAAAAUACUUUUUUUUACCGCUUAUUUAUGAUGGGUUUUCUAAAGCAUUACCUUAUAAAACCAUGAGAAGUAUAGAGGUCGUAUUACCGAAGCUUUAUAUUCAGACGUGUUUCCAUUGCAAGGACGUCUGAGUGAUAUUUACGUCAGUGAGAAGCAAACUGUGCAGCGUGGAAAACAAGCCACUCCUUCGCCAGCCGGCCAAAGCAAAGCAAUCUAUAGAGCUGCGUCACAACAUCCAGCAUCCCUGAAGAACUGUGCCCUACUUUAUAAAUGCAAACUUCAUGAAGAAGUUACUGGAGAUCCGUGUUUGAAUGUGCAGAAGUGACUUCUGAAAGUUUAUUCUGUUACAACAAUGGCCUUGUUACAUGGUUGUGUCUAUAUUUGUAUUUUAAAGAGGGAGGAGAGCUGGAUGACUCUUAUUUUCUUGAUUUAUGUUUUUUUUUCUAUGACACCUGCUGAAAAUGCAAGUGUGAUAUUUACACUUUCUGGUAAAAUUAAACUGUUACUAAUCAGACUGGCAUACAGAGAUGUUGUUCUUAUUAUAAUAAUAAUUAUUUAUUAGUAUUAUUAUUCAUUUUGUUCUUUUGUCGUCUUAAAAAAAUGUAUCUCAAAUUUUUUAUCACUGUCAGAUUGCAGCACUGGGGUUUCAAAAUGUUUC
Sinocyclocheilus grahami is the source of this 1120-nucleotide messenger RNA. RefSeq names its product vesicle transport protein GOT1B. The record is from RefSeq and is a predicted model, not a curated record. The transcript has 5 exons. Gene Ontology annotation, cellular component: membrane; endoplasmic reticulum. Gene Ontology annotation, biological process: endoplasmic reticulum to Golgi vesicle-mediated transport; retrograde transport, endosome to Golgi. Bases 49 to 465 code for a protein of 138 amino acids. NCBI's taxonomy places the organism in Eukaryota, Metazoa, Chordata, Actinopteri, Cypriniformes, Cyprinidae.